Messenger RNA from Engraulis encrasicolus (European anchovy), 2488 nucleotides. Its product is annotated as fibrosin-1-like protein. Lineage: Eukaryota; Metazoa; Chordata; Actinopteri; Clupeiformes; Engraulidae. The record is from RefSeq and is a predicted model, not a curated record. The coding region runs from base 1160 to 2488 and encodes 442 amino acids. The transcript is spliced from 8 exons.
UUCGAUGACAGCAGGACGUCAGAGCGCCCAAAUAGACGGGGCGUAAACGCAACGGCCAUAGCGGCUGGGACACUUAACACGAAAAUAACGCCAGUGUCACACUAUGCGACAAAAUAACUUCGUGUGAGUAAUUUAGAACUAUGUAUAAACUAGCUCACUUCCUUUGGCAAUUGCAGAGGUGGCGGAAGUACGUCAGUUAUCUGGGCUCUGGGCAUUUACUGCACUCUCUCCAAUUUCAGAUGGAGGGGAAAAGAAGGGAGAGCAGAUUUUAAUCAUUCCUGUGUCUUUAAAGCUACUCAUGAUCAAAGCUUUGCCUUUUCUGGGAAGGAAAUAGACGAUGUACCACGAACAGCGAAGGAAGAACGGACGGUGUUCAGGAAUGGAUAUUUAAAACUUACACGGCCCUGGAUGUAGCCGUUGCUUUCUUUUCCUUGUUGGCUGGUACAUGGGGCUGGAUCACCGUGUGGAGGAUUGUACGGUGAAGUGAACGGCGGAUCAUUUGGAAAAUAGGCUAUUGCGUUCAGGUAGCCGAAGACUUGGGAGAAAAGCUUGCCUCGCUUCGGCUGGUCGUCUACUGGUCUUUACGGUGAAACUUAGCAGAAUGCGAUAGUGAUCAUUCAAAACUUGCAUCUAAUAGCCUAUGCCUACUCAUUAUUCACGAACGGAUCAUUUGGUCGUUUACUGACAAGCACGUAGCCUGUUGUAAAGACGUAUAUUUUUAGAAUCGCUUUUUGACAGUGGGUCAUGAAUAGGGUGGUGGAAAACAUGGGCCAUCGUCAGUAUUUCCCUGCCUUGUCUGCAGUAUGCAGAUAUUAAUGUGCUCCGCCAAUGCAACAAAGUUGCAAACCAAGUGAAAUGCAUAUAUUGCAACUAUAUAUCCGAUUUGCACCUGUUUAAAUGAAGAGCACUUCGAUGUUUAAUCGCUAGAUAGCGAAAAUACAGACACGAUUUGCCAUCUCUCCGUGUACAUGGAGCAAUUGAACAUUUGUUUGUUUAUUAUUUUAGGGAGGUAUUUAUCCAAGGUCAUUGUAUAGAUUGUCCAUUUUUAUUUAUACGCGCAUGUAUAGUGUAAGUUCUUACGCGUAAUAGUCCCACAAGAGAGACGAACAGCCGACGCUUUGUAAUCUGGUGAGAUUUUUUUUAUUGCAACGAUUGUAAAAUGGAUGGGAAAUUGAAGCAGAGUCGGAGAUCACGUUCCCAGCGUGAAAGGGGACGGAGACGAGACUCUGCUGGUAGGGAUGCCCGCAAUCACAGUCCUUCGUCUUGCUCAGACAGAGAGCAAACUCCUGGAAUGGAUCGUGCCACUCAGAACGGGAAAAAAGCCCCUCGUUCUCAUUCCACAUCAUCUGCCAGAGCCCCGCGCCCCCCUCGUCGGAAGAGACGCGAGUCCAGCUCUCAGGAAGAGGAUAUAAUCGAUGGAUUUGCUAUCGCUAGCUUCGUCAGCUUGGAGUGUCUGGAGAAGAAGAACGGCGCGCUGAAGGUGACGACGAAGGAGAAGAAAGAGAGGUGGAAGGACAAGCUGCAACAGCAGGUGGUGAAGCGCCAGCGCGAGGGAGAGCAGGAGAGCGGCCUGGUGAGCCUGAGCCUGGGCCUGGGCCUGGAGCCUGUGGAGCCCGUGCAGAACGGCCUCGAGGAGCUCGCCAGCAGCCUGGAGUGCAACCCCGACAGAGUCAAGGAGAGGUUGCUGAAGAAGACGUACUCGAAGAAGAACAAAAGAUUCCGAGGUUUCCCAGGUCAACCGGCAAAGAACAUUGAGGAGGAGGCCAUGCAGGAACUGGCCAGACCCCAGCGGAGUAACUCCAAAGAUAGACUCAGUGAGAGCUCAGCACACUCGCUGUCAGGGCGCGGCUACUCGUGUGACAGCGAGAGUGACAUUGAUGACAAGGCUUCUGAUGUAGGAUCAGAUCAACUCUUCUCACCCACUGCAGCAGCUAAAGCUGUGGCAACGAAUGAGAUUCACCAGGUGGUGGCCAACAAGCCCUGCGUCGUCGUCGUCGCCAGCAGCAAAGUCUCGGGCCUGCAGCGCAGCCAGGAGCAGAGCAGCGAGCCGUCCUCCUUCGCCCCUGCCGUGGCCAUCCGGACGCCCGCCUCUGCGCCCACCGGCUCCCCUGCGCCGGCCUCCACCACCACACCACCACCUCCUCCUCCUCCUCCAGCCCCCCGAGCGGUGCCCGCACCUCCGCCGACUGCGCAGGAGCUCCGCGUGCCCCCCACCGCCGCUGCUGCCCAGCCGCACCAUCUACGCCCGGGGGCGCUCAGCAGCCACCCCCUCCACCACCCGCUGCAGUACAGCAGCCUCCACGACAUCAGGUGGGUACCCCUCCAACGCUGCACCCUGCUGCUACUGGUUGCUGUGCUGUGCUGCCUGACGGUGCUUUGCCGGUCGGCAGGCGGUCGACUGGUCGGUCGAUUCGCCCACAGAGUAAAAAGCAACCUGCAGAGUUUAUUGACGGGAGCGGUCAUCCCUUUCGGGGCCGACUGUUGCUAA